This is a messenger RNA of Dryobates pubescens (Downy woodpecker), 2253 nucleotides long. RefSeq names its product von Willebrand factor A domain containing 3B (gene VWA3B). Lineage: Eukaryota; Metazoa; Chordata; Aves; Piciformes; Picidae. The record is from RefSeq and is a predicted model, not a curated record.
AUGACUGGUAGUCCAUAUAAGAGACUUGCCUGGAGUGACUCUGAUGCCUUUGAUUCAAAGCACGGACAAGAUUUCAAAGACUCCAGUGAGGCCCAGAAGAAGAAAUCAAACAAGAAUGAAAGGAGUUUCUCAGUCAGUCAGUGGGACACAGAUGUACAGCUCCUUGUUUCAUCUUCUAAAUGGCUUCAACUUCAUGGACUCAAAAGAAACAAAUUGUCCCUAUCCCAGAUUUUGUCACAGAUUGGAUUCCAGCACUGGAAAGGUUAUGUGACCUCCUUGGGGAAACUUGUGGAUUCUCAGUAUGUAGAUGGUCUGUUUCCUCAAUACAAGGGAGCACAAGGUGGCGCCGUGUAUAAUCUGACAACCAAAAAAGAACUGAUUCUUCAUUUUGUGGAUUGUCUAAUGGGAGCUAUUGAGCUAUAUAUGCAGCGAAGAACCAGUGAGAGAUGGCAGAUAUUUGGAGUGAUUCAAGAACAGUGCAUUGUCAUUGUUUUGGAUUUUGGCACAGCAGGUCCAGCUGAAUUUGAUGUAUGUUGGGAUGCAAUUUGUGUGCUACUUAUAGAAUAGGUGACCCAAAUUGGCAAAUUCAACCUCAUUCAAGCUGCUCAGGGUCUUACGAAGUGGGAACAGAAAUCUCCUCCUGUGUCUGAGCAUACUGUAAAGUCUGCUAUUACGUGGCUCGGGAAGCUGGACUGUAUGACAGCUGCCAGCCAUACCACCUCUGUUGAAGCCCUGCUGGAAGCCAUGAGUGAUGAAGUGGUUGAAGCUGUUUAUUAUUUUGCUGUGGGUGAUGUUCCCAUGGACACAAAGCAGCUACUCCUUGCAAAGGUUUCUGAUGCCCCCUGUCCAGUCAACGCUGUAUCUUUCAAUGCUACAGAAGAUGAAACUAUUAUUUUUCUGAAAGAGCUGAGCCACUUGGCCUGUGGCAGAUUCCAUGCUUUUGCUGAGAAGAAUAACUAUAGAGAUGCUACUAGACCUGCGCUAAAAUGUGAAGAGGAUGGAAAAGGGAAGUUUAUCAAAGAACAAAGUGAUCAGAUACUACCAUUGGCCCAUGUUAGCAAUGACAAGAAGCAGAUCACACUAAUUCAUGCAGUGAAUCUGGAUGCCUAUAAAGAGAAGCUGGAACAAGCCAUUAAAUCCUAUGAAAGGUGCCUAAACCUAAUUAUUUGGAAAGCACUAUCUCAGGAGGAAAGAAACAAAUUUAAAGAGCCAGUCCAAUAUAUGCAGCAUAAAGAAACCUUACUGGAAGCUUUAGAGAAUUCAGGAUGGCAAAUUUUCUGUGAAGAUGUCACAUUGUUAGAUGAUGAGAUAUUGGCAGCAUUAACAUAUAUGCAACAAGCCUCUGAUCUUCAGGAAGCAGUCAAAAAGGAAAAUGAGAACAACUCAAAAUCACACAUAUGCAGCCAUAAAAAGACACUUGAAGAAGGAACUGUGAAAUCAAAGUCUAAGAACAGCCAAAAAGGUCAAGUAUUUAUGACUUACAAAAGCCAAAAGGUGAUUGCAAGAUCAGAUGUCACAGGAUUUUAUUAUCCAGGAACUGUGAUCAAGAAUAUCAAUUCUACCUAUGUACUUGUUGCCUUCAGCAAUGGGGAGACCUGGACUGUACCUGUGAAGUUCACUAUACCUGUGCGAGAUGCUAUGCCAUGCCCGUUGUUGCAGGUUGGAGACUAUGUAUUUGCCAGAACUGGAACAGUAACAGGAAAUGAAUGUUAUGUGCCUGCCAUUGUUAUAGCAACACCAAACAGAGAGGAAAAGGAUGACAAACUCUACACAGUUCUCAUGUUCAACGGCAGACAAGAACACUGUGUAAGAAAUGAGAUUAUUAAAAUCGGCCAAAUGAAGUAUGACUUUUCCUGUCGCUACAUAAGAAUGGUGCAGAUGAUAGAUUAUAUGAUCCCCAGAAUUGCCGUCUCCGGGCCGACCCCACAGCUUUGCCUGCUGCCGUGUCCUCCGAGCCUGCCUGCCGGCAACCGUCGCCCCGCCCUGUCGUGUGAGCCGACUCCUGAGGGCCGACCCUACGGGCCGACCCCGACCAGGACCAACCCCCUGUUUACCCUGUCCCAUGAGACUUUCCUUAGCAAUUGCCUGAAAAGGCCAAAGUUGGCCCUGCUGAAAUCCACUGUUGUGAUAUUACUUGGUUACUUGGUUCCUACUGCUGAACUCUACCAUCCUGUGGUCGCUGCAGCCAAGGCUGCCCUCAACCUUCACCGCUUCAACCAGACCCCCCUUGUUGAUGAGGAUCAGGUCCAGUAA